This is a messenger RNA of Dendronephthya gigantea, 1986 nucleotides long. RefSeq lists its product as uncharacterized. The transcript is spliced from 11 exons. The coding region runs from base 231 to 1841 and encodes 536 amino acids. NCBI's taxonomy places the organism in Eukaryota, Metazoa, Cnidaria, Anthozoa, Malacalcyonacea, Nephtheidae. The record is from RefSeq and is a predicted model, not a curated record.
GCCAUUGUUCUUUGCGACAUGAAAUUUUAACAAGCAAAAUUACUCCUGACAUCUUUUGGUUUUGGCUGCGCGUUCAGUUAUUACAACUUAAGUGAAAUUAUCCUCGGUAGUUGAUUUUGUACGUCAAAACCGGUUCCUCCUUAAACUGAGUUAGAAAUCUGGUGAUGUGGUAUACAGCAUGACAGCAAAGUAGAUAGUUUGGAUCAUUGAAAAAUCUUCAGUCGCUCAAAAUGAGGAAUUUCAAUGCCAUAUUAUUUUUGUUUACUGGAGUUUUAUAUUUAAGUGCUUGUGAAGCAAAAUGCCGGGGGAAAAAUGCCGCGAAACUAAAAAGAAGUCUAAAACUAGCCAUAUCGUCCGACGAUAUAAACAACCGCCAUAAAGCCGGACUAAGAAAAAUAUUUCGACGAAAAAGAGACGCUAACGACGAGGAGAUUGAAAGCGAUAUAUUCACCGCGGAAAUAAAAUUUCUUCAAAAAUGGAAUCCUGCUAUGAGCCAAAAAGACGGAAGUGCAUAUCGUUUAUUUCAGGGCAAUGUUCUUGAUUCAAUUUUAGAGCAAAUGAAUGCAGAUCGACGAUUUAUCAAUUCUCGUGUACUUGAUCUGAAGCAAACACCUGAUGGUAUUCUUGCAAAAGUUGGCUUCCACUUCAGAAAGAGCGAACACAAUCCAAUAUCACACAUACGCUUUGUUGUUUCACGUGGUCACGUAUCGAGUCUGAAGGUCGAUAAAAACUAUUUCAAAAUCAUGAAAACCCCAGCGACCUUAUUUAAGGAACAUGAGGACAAGAAAGCACAAACUCAACACCAGCAAACUACUAAUGUAGAAAAUAUCCUAAAAAAUAAUCCCAGCGUAGCACAACAGUCUAAUCCGAACCCUGCAACAAAACAACAGGAAAAUGAAACCCCACUGACAGUUAGCAGUCAAAAUAAAGAUCAACCUAAAAAUCUGCCGAAUGAUAUUUACCAAACUCAAAAUCAACCAUCGGCUUUGACGGGAAAUUCAAAUCAACCUCAAAAUGAGGCGAAACCUCCGGCUUCAAGUCAAACUCAAGGUUCUACACAACGCCAGGGCAACCAACAGCAAAUCCAAAGCGCGCAGGAUAAUAAACAAUCUCCGCAAUCCAACGAUCAAAGAACAUCUCAAGUACAGAAACAACAGCAGCAGCAACAACAAGCAGAAGAUAAAGUACAGAAUCAGAAUAAGGACAAUGCUCAAGAUUUGGAUAACCAAUCUACGUCUGCUCAACCACAAAGCCCAUAUCAAACUGAGGCAACAAACACGGAAUACCAAAAUUAUCCUCAAGAUCAGAAUCCAGCGUAUCUGCCAGAAGCACAACAAUCCACAUCCCAGUCAACACAGAACAUACCUUACCCGUCUGCCACUGCUGCCAAUGGUGCUCAAAACCAAAAUGGUCAAUUGAACGAUGGCAAACAGAAUGAACAAAUUAGCCCAAAACCUGUCGAAAACACGUCACCACAACUGCUGGAUUCUGAUGAAGGGGAUAUAUCGAUCAAAAUGAAUCAAGCUUGGUUUCCUUUCCUUAGCAAUCACGAUACUCCACAAUAUAAAAUGUUAGCGGGGAACUUAGAGAAAGGACUGAAAUCAGUGUUGGAAGAUGACAAAAAUAUCAAAGAUAUCAAAGUAAAGGACUUAUCACAAGCUGAUGAAGGACACACAACAGUGGAAUUUCUUCUUCAGUUCAAUGGCGGCCAGAAAGAUUCAACCGAAAAAUUACGAAAGAUUGUCAAAACCGGAGAUAUUGCCGGAAUUUCUGUUGACUCAGACUUUUUCGAAAUAAAAGAUAACAAGAAACCGGCCGUGAGUGAUAACUCGCAAUCGUAAAAGCAAGAAGCAAAAACCUGUUCUCAUGUGUUGAUUUGGUUUUAUCUGAUGAGGUCAUGUACCUUGAUUUCUCUCAGGAACUGUUAACUUUUGACAAACAUAUUAAAUAAUUUAUUAAUGAAAAUUAAAUGUUUUUGAAAUAUAA